UGGAAUUUUCGUUUCUGUAGAACGGAGAGCGCGUUGAUCACGCUAGCUAACUAGUCUUUAAAGCUCAAGAAUAUUUAAAGAAUAUUUGUGAACUAGUUUCGAUUUUAAAAAAGAAAUGGGAUCCUCGAUAUGGCUGCUUCUGUUCUUCUUCGUUCCCACAACCUUACACCGCCACCUUGUUGCUCCCACCAUAGCCCAAGAUGAUGGCCAAUGCACUAUGGCAGCUGAAUUCUGCUGGAAAUGUUCCGAUAUCGGCAAUUAUGCUAAUGGCAGCAUCUACCAACAAAACCUAAUCAGCCUCCUCUCCUCCUUCUCUUCCAACCAAUCCGACUCUGGCUUUUACAACUCCUCUCUUGGACAAGACCCAAACAAAGUGAAUGCAAUUGCAUUGUGCAGAGGAGACCUCGGACUUGAAUCGUGUCGUAGCUGUGUCAACGACUCUGCUGAGAUUAUCCUGCGAAAUUGUUCGGGGAAAAAGGAAGCAAUCUUGUGGUCAGAGCCUUGCAUGAUACGAUACUCUCAAAACUUUAUAUUUAGUAUUAACGUGUCAGUCACUCCAACUCCAGCUCCAGCUCCAGCUCCAGCUCCAGCUCCACCUAAGCCAGUAAAGAAGACUAAGAUAAAAAAAAUUAUCAUCAUACUCAUUGCGGUUAUGAUUGCUUUGGUCACUCUGCUUUUCGGGGGAGCAUUCAUUUUCUUAAGAGUCAAGCAGCCAAGGGUAAAACUUGAAGAUCAUGAUAUUUCCGAAGAUAUUAAUUUUCUGGAUUCGUUACAAUAUGAUUUUGAAAAUAUAAAAUGUGCAACGGAUGAUUUCUCUGAUGAAAACAAGCUUGGACAAGGUGGAUUUGGAGCUGUUUACAAGGGUAGGCUAUUAAACAGACAAUAUAUUGCUGUGAAAAGGCUCUCCAAGAAUUCUACACAGGGUGAUCGCGAAUUUAAAAAUGAAGUCAUGUUACUUGCUCAACUUCCACAUCGAAACCUAGUAAGGCUCUUAGGCUUUUGCUUGAAAGGAGAGGAAAGACUACUCAUUUACGAAUAUAUACCUAAUACAAGUCUUAAUCACUUCAUUUUUGAUCCAAUGAAUCAUGGACUGUUGAAUUGGGAAACACGAUACAAAAUCAUAGGAGGAAUUGUUCGUGGUCUUGUUUACCUGCAUGAAGAUUCUCGACUUCGAAUUAUUCACCGCGAUCUCAAAGCUAGCAACAUUCUGCUAGAUGAUAAUAUGAACCCUAAAAUUGCAGAUUUUGGUAUGGCAAGAAUGUUUGCUAUGGAUCAAACUCAAGGAGCUACAAAGACCAUAGUUGGGACCUAUGGAUAUAUGGCGCCAGAAUAUGCAAUUCACGGGCGCUUUUCUGUGAAAUCGGAUGUCUUCAGUUUUGGCGUGUUAGUCCUUGAGAUAGUUAGUGGUAAGAAGAUUGGUAGAUUCCGAAAUGGUGAAAAUGAAGAGGACCUUUUAAGCUAUGCCUGGAGAAAUUGGAGGGAUGAUACAAUUCCAAAUAUCAUAGAUCCCACAUUAAUAACAGGCUCAAGAAAUGAAAUGAUCAGAUGCAUUCACAUUGGUUUGCUAUGUGUUCAAGAAAAUUCGAAUGACAGACCAACCAUGGUUUCCGUUACUUCCAUGCUUAACAGUCAUUCUCUCACACUCUCAGUACCCUCAAAACCUGCAUAUUAUUCGCAAUACAAUUCUGAAUCAGACAUGUCAAGGUUGGGAUUGAGACUUACUGAGACAUCUGAUAAGUCCAAAAGCUUUGUGUAUGUGUCAAGAAAUGAGGUUUCAAAUAUCACCGAACCAUACCCACGUUAGGGGCCAAUUAUUUUAAUUUACUACCAUUAAUGAAGAUCAUUCUAUUUGUUCAA
Molecule: messenger RNA, 1857 nt
Organism: Rosa rugosa (rugosa rose)
Lineage: Eukaryota; Viridiplantae; Streptophyta; Magnoliopsida; Rosales; Rosaceae
Product: cysteine-rich receptor-like protein kinase 44
Exons: 7
Coding region: 116-1804 (562 amino acids)
Biological process (GO): protein phosphorylation
Molecular function (GO): ATP binding; protein kinase activity
Source: RefSeq, a predicted model, not a curated record